GAUAGAACACAUAACUGUAGAAUAUUAUUGUGCUAGUACUUCUUAUUUAUUACCAGAAGCUAUUGAGGAAAUUAUUCAAUCUCAAGAGAUGCAACUAAUACAUAGUGUUGUUUCUUCUAAAAUAAUGUCUGAAAAUAAUACUUCAGAUAAGAAGUCAAAGAAAAGAAAAUCAGGAUCCGGUACAGAGGCUAGCUUUUUAGCUAAUAAGGUUGGUAUAACUGAUAUUCCGAUAAAAAAAGUAGAUAAAAUGGAUGACUUACGAGUUAAGCUUGCACAAAAUCGUAAAGAAAGAGAAGAAGCUAAACGUGAGAUGAAAAGGGUCUUAGAUUCCAACUAA
Molecule: messenger RNA, 337 nt
Organism: Racocetra persica
Lineage: Eukaryota; Fungi; Glomeromycota; Glomeromycetes; Diversisporales; Gigasporaceae
Source: the annotation of a GenBank genome assembly